ACAAGUGGUUUGUGAAUGUGGUUCUUGGUGACGGACACACUUAAACUCUGGCCCUGCCACUCGGGAGCUGGGUGACUUUGCUCAGGUUUCUUGAAUGAGCCUCAGGUCAUUCUGGGCACAGGGAUGGGACCACCUAGUCAGACUGGUGAGAGCGUGAGUGACACAGUAAAGUGCACAGUGCCGUGGCCAGCGUAGAACGGCCUGGCUAAAUGAGACCUUUUACUCUUAAUAACGAGGAUGACCAUGGGGAUUUGUGCCAAAGGAAACUUCAAGAGCAGAGUGACAGUUUGUCACGGCCACAGUGAGCCCUGCAGCCAUGCAGAGCACAGCCUCUGGCUAGGGAGGUGCCCGCCGGUGCUGGGCUGCCGGGGCUGGGGAUGCUUCACGCUGGGGCUGGGAGGAAAACGGCAGCGAGGCCAGGACGCAGCCCAGACAGGGCAUGACCAUGAGAUCUCGUGUGCUCUGUCCUCCGACUGCAGGAGACCGUGCCCUUUGGAGACGCGGUGCUGGCCACCCAGGACACCUGCAUUGGGAGCGAGAUCUGCGAGGAGCUCUGGACCCCCCACAGCCCGCACGUGCACAUGGGCCUGGAUGGUGUGGAGAUCUUCACCAACGCCUCGGGCAGCCACCAUGUCCUGCGGAAAGCCCACGCCAGGGUGGAUCUGGUGACCAUGGCCACCACCAAGAACGGUGGGAUCUACUUGCUGGCCAAUCAGAAGGGCUGUGACGGGGACCGGCUCUACUAUGACGGCUGCGCCCUGAUCGCGAUGAACGGCCACAUUUUCGCACAGGGCUCCCAGUUCUCCCUGGACGAUGUGGUAAGAGUGAGCUCGAGCACGCCCAUGGGAGUGGCCGUGCUGUGGGGGGCAGGCUGUGUGGUGGCAGUGGAGUGGGGACCCCGGGGUCCCCCCGGGAAGACGUGGGACCGGGGCCUCCUCAGGAAUAAGCAGCCAUGGUCCCGGUCCCCGUGGCGAGGAGGGUCGUUGGACAGGGGCCCCUCAUCCCCAGGAGCGGAGCAGAGGGGAGCUCAGGCCACUCGAGACCCACUCGCUCUUCCCCGCGCGUCCAGGCCCAUGUGUGUUCACUGCAGGCCUGGUGCCACCCUGCCCCCGUGUCCUGGGAGCCCCGAUGCUCCUCUGGGGGAGGCCUCACUCUGUGGGGCCGUGUGGUCUCACUGGACACAGCCAGCCACUGGGGCCAGUCGUGUCUGCACAGGGAGCAGUGGGGUGCGCUCAGAAGGGCCGUCGCUACAGUCCCCUGGCACAGGGACAGGAGAGGGACAAGCUGAGGGGCCCGGGCCUCGUGGAGCUGCUGGAAACUCGCCCUCCUCCUCUGGAGGAUGUGGGUGUGGGCGCCGUCUAUCCUGCUAGUCCGUCUGGCCACGUUGGAUGUGAAUGUCCUUCCCGGUGGAGGCGUCUGAAGAGAAAGUCCUUAUGAAGAAUGGUUUGCUCUCACUUUUGUUUUUUUCACUUUUAAAGUCAAAGCAAAAGGAAAUGGCUGUUAUUGCCAGAAAUGGGCACGAAUGCCGGUCCUGCUGCAGGUCCAAAUCAUCAGCCUGUGUUCACUGUGGGCCCUCACACGGCGUCAGCCAUCCUGACUCUGAAUCCACCUGCCUUCGGGGACCGGUGGAAAUGCUAAUUCAGAGGCAGAAGGUGGCAGCGCGAGCUCAUGUCACGUCAUAAAUCCUCCGCAGCUCUGGCCUAAUUCACUACUUUUGUGCCCACAUCAGUAACGUGACGUCUGGUACCUUCGCAGCCUUGCUGGGGUUGUUGGCAAGGAAGUGGUUAUAAAACCAAACUUGAGUUUCAGAGCGGAGCCAGCGAAUUCCAUGCUGCUUUCUUGUCAGAGGAGGGGCGGGAGUCUGGCAGCAGGGACGCUCCCUCCCUCCCCCACGGUCCCCCAGGCCCUGCUUGUGCGUGACAGCAUCCCCAGAGGCCUCCAAGUGCCAGUGUUAGCCACAAUCAAGACGGAAGGGUCUGAAGAAAAAGUCAAGUUCUUGCAAAAGGCAUUGCAUCUCCCUCUGUCCCACUGGAAUGCCCAACUAUCUUUAGGCUGGGUCAAUGUGGCUGAGACGAUGGGCCGCACGUCAGAGCCGUGGGCACCUUGCCCUGGACUGACUGGCAGUGGACUUGGAGUCACCUGCACCAGGAAAAGCAGGUG
This is a messenger RNA of Ailuropoda melanoleuca (giant panda), 2160 nucleotides long. RefSeq names its product collagen alpha-1(I) chain-like. NCBI's taxonomy places the organism in Eukaryota, Metazoa, Chordata, Mammalia, Carnivora, Ursidae. Gene Ontology annotation, cellular component: cytoplasm. The transcript is spliced from 3 exons. Gene Ontology annotation, biological process: NAD+ biosynthetic process. Gene Ontology annotation, molecular function: glutaminase activity; NAD+ synthase (glutamine-hydrolyzing) activity. Bases 582 to 1370 code for a protein of 262 amino acids. The record is from RefSeq and is a predicted model, not a curated record.